AUGAUGAUGACUGUUUUGAUAACUGAGGAUCCUGGCACGUCAAUCGAUGUUUACUUAAGGCCGUUGGUUGAUGAGCUCAAAGAUUUAUGGACAAACGGUGUGCGCACGUACGAUAAAUCCACUAGGAAGAUGUUCACUUUGCAGGCAGCAGUUAUGUGGACUGUGAAUUAUUUUUCCACAUAUGCAAUGGUUUCUGGAUGGAGCACAAAGGGUUAUAUGGCAUGCCCCUAUAUGCAAGGAAGAUGUAACUUCUGGUUGGCAUGCCUGAAAGUUUGUUAUCUUGGUCAUCGGAGAUGGUUGCCAUGGGACCACGAGUGGCGGGAAAAGGAUAAAGAGUUCGACGGGAAAACAGAGCGUCGCGUCAGACCUAGAGAAUGGUCCGGUGAUGAGAUCUUGGAACAGCUUAACUGUUUGGAUUUUGCUCCGUUCGGGAAAACAGUUAGUCAGACCAGACCUUUUACACAUUUGAACUGGACGCACAAGUCUAUGUUCUUUGAGCUCCCAUAUUGGUCGAAACUAAAAUUGAAGCACAAUCUCGACGUUAUGCAUGUUGAGAAAAAUGUGUUUGACACAUUGAUGGGUACGAUUCUAGACAUUGAGGGCAAGACAAAGGACAUGAUCAAAGCUCGUCUUGAUUUGGAAAGAAUGGUCAUACGAAGAGGUUUAUGGAUGAACAGGGACAAUGAUAAAGCUAGAAGGGAUUCUUUUUUUUUUUUUUUUUUCUAUGAAACCGAAUGA
Messenger RNA from Prunus armeniaca (apricot), 738 nucleotides. NCBI's taxonomy places the organism in Eukaryota, Viridiplantae, Streptophyta, Magnoliopsida, Rosales, Rosaceae. The record is from the annotation of a GenBank genome assembly.